AUGGGCUCAGCCAAAAACAAGAAAAAACCAGGACCAAAACCAAAACCAAAACCCAUCAGCAAGCCUGGCAGCAAAAAAACUUCUGCAACUUCACCUCUCAACAUUGAUUCAUUGCCUGAGGAUGUUCUAACAGCAACCCAGGGACUCCUUGGUCUUUCUAAUGGCUUGAAAGAGACCCAAGAGUAUCAUAACUCAGAGCAACCUGACCCUAGUAAUAUGCUGCUAAAUGAUGACGAAUUUUUAGUCACCACCAAGGAUGAUGCUGCAGAGAAUGGAGACAGGGUAACCUUGGAUCCAGAAGCUAUGAGUAACAGUACUGAGUCCUCAGACGAGGAAGAUGAGGAGGACGAAGACAGUGCUUUUGAUCUUGAAUUUAUGGUCCCCAUUAACGGUGCAACUGAUAGUGCUACAUACUCUUCCAAUAUCACUUGGACCAACUUUCAUUAUCAGAAAGAGCUGCCUCGUGUGCUCCAGACACCUGUGCAUCUUGCAAGACUAUUUGUGGCUGCCCAGAAAGAGCUGAGAAAAAACAAAGUUAAGAAGAAGGGUGGUCGCAAAGAUGGCCAGAAGAGGGCGAAGUCGAAGAAAGAUGAUAGUGAUUCCAAACAAGCUGGAGAUAGUGAUGAGACAGACAUUGUACUGAAGAAGAAAACAGCACCACAAUAUAUUAUUGAACUGCAAGCAGAACAUGCUUGUGGUAAUCAUAGUGGCGAGUACUGUGUGAUCCUUCCAAACAGAAGUCAUCAUCACUUGACCAAUAAGGAUCUUAGCCUUUGGAGUCUGUUAUUGACAGAAGGUGUCCACACAAGCUUGAAGGAUCCUCCCAGUGAACUGAAAAUUGAGGAUGUAGUCCGCCCACUGAGGAUCCAUAAACAAUCUCAAUCUCAACCAGAAAUGUCUUCUCAUCCAUUUCCAUACUAUUAUCCAUACCCACCUCCACCACCGCCUGGAUAUGGAGCUCUGCACUAUCAUCACUAUUCGCCACAGACACCAACACCUUAA
Messenger RNA from Suillus subaureus, 1002 nucleotides. RefSeq lists its product as uncharacterized. The transcript is spliced from 7 exons. Bases 1 to 1002 code for a protein of 333 amino acids. The record is from RefSeq and is a predicted model, not a curated record. Lineage: Eukaryota; Fungi; Basidiomycota; Agaricomycetes; Boletales; Suillaceae.